GAUAUUAAUUGAGAAGCAAAUUAAUCUGAUCAAUUAGCAAAUUGUCUGUUAUAAAUGGCAAUUAGUGGUGGCAGGUAUUAUUCCGGUAAGAGCUAUGUAUGACAAACAGUUUAUUUCCAACCUUACGGCAUGCUGUAUUCUUUACAACCGUAUCUGAAGUACUUUGCCUUACUGGGCCUUGUGCCUUGGUCGGAGAGUUCCCAUUCUCAGUUCAUACUGAAAAUUUACUCGACUUUCCUUAUUGUUUUUAAUGCUGCCAGUUUCGUGAUUUCCAUAUAUUUCCCCCAGACUUCAGAGCCGUUCCUGUCUCUUAUAGUCAACAUAAUCGUUUUUGGAGCUAAGAUUUUGUGUGUCAUCGUCAUUUUGCUGCAGAUGAUAGUGAAUUACGAAGAUUACUACGUGUUCUGCAUGGAAAUUAAGUGUCUGGGACUGAGACUACAGGGGGAACUUAAGAUACAUGUAGGGGGAUUGAGCUGGCAGACGUAUGCCAAAGUUAUGGGACUCGGAAUAGGCUUUUUGGUGACAUUAAUACCACCGAUCUAUGUUUCUCUAAACUUAAGCCUCCUCUACUUUUGGUCCUCGCUCUCAUCAAUCCUUAUCAUUAGGAUGCAUUGUGUACUGAUGUUGCUUUACGUAGAUCUUUUGGGACGCCACGUAAGUCUGCUGGGCAGUCGACUCCGAAACGUUCUCGACUGCCAUCUGUUGGGCGCCAAUUGCAUUCUGGAUGGCGACUGCAAUCAACUUUGCUCUCUGGAGUUUCUGUUAGCCCUUAAGCAAAGCCAUAUGGAUCUAUAUCAUCUUUUCACCCACUUCAACAACCUCUUUGGCUGGUCCAUACUCAGCACCUACGUGGUUCUGUUUACAGACAGCACUGUCAACCUUUACUGGACCCAGCAAGUUCUGGCCGAGGUCUACGACUACCAAUAUCUUUAUGCCACAUUUUCAGUUUUUGUGCCCUCAUUAACCAUUAUUUUCGUAUUUUGCCGAUGUGGGGAGUUUUGCAAAAGACAGAAUGAACUGAUUGGAAGUUAUUUGAGGAGCUUGUCCAGUCAUCCAUCGCCAGCCAGAGAACCGGCCUAUACUGAACUGCUCUUGGAGUUUAUCAUGCAAGUGGAACAGAAUUGGUUGGCUAUUAAUGCCGAGGGCUUUAUGGAGACUGAUAACUCGCUCCUAAUGUCGCUAUUGGCUGCAAAAGUUACCUACUUGAUCGUGCUUAUGCAGUUUAGUUCCGUGUAGUUGCCCUCAAACUUAAAUACAUACCUGCUUUAUUUUCAAAAUAUUUUAACUUUCCCUCCGUUAAAAAAAUUAGUUUAUCUAAGAUUAUACGGAAAUAGAACAGCAAAAACAAAAAUGUGAUUAGGCGAUUUAAACGGUUCAUCGGCGCAAUGGAAACUUUAUGAAUGAACUGACAUG
Drosophila subpulchrella is the source of this 1413-nucleotide messenger RNA. It is a transcript of the gene Gr39b, whose product is annotated as putative gustatory receptor 39b. NCBI's taxonomy places the organism in Eukaryota, Metazoa, Arthropoda, Insecta, Diptera, Drosophilidae. Gene Ontology annotation, biological process: sensory perception of taste. Bases 130 to 1236 code for a protein of 368 amino acids. Gene Ontology annotation, cellular component: axon; neuronal cell body; dendrite. The transcript is spliced from 3 exons. The record is from RefSeq and is a predicted model, not a curated record.